GCGAGGCAGCGCAAAAAAUACACCAAUUUGACGAUAAUAAGUGAAGUGGCUUGUGGCGGCGUCGGCGGUGUCUAUUUCACUUUGCUGACCCGCACGAUGUUUUGCGAUUAAUUAGCCAAGUUGCGCAAACAUCGUAUCGAGCCAUGAGGUGCGCGCCUCUUUUUACACCUCUAGUCCUUGUAUCGCGGUGCUGCUCGAUGCAAGUCAUCGUCAUGUGCAGCGCAAAACGACUCGCACUUCAAUUUAUUUCACGUUUUUCCGUUUGAUCAAUGAAAACUGCAUCGCGGGCUAAUGAAACAAAAAUUGAUGGAUUCGUAAUUCGUCCACUUCGCAAAGAUUCUAGUCGUAUACCUGUGAUAUUACAUAUCACAAUUGCAAUAUGCCAGAAAACGUAGAAUUGCAGCAUCUAGUCGACGCGGAUAUAGAGUGCCAAAAUCCACCGCGACAAAGUAAUAUUUCUUUACCAAAGUGCAAAACAUGUCCUUAUCUUGGCCUUAUCUUAGCUACAGUAUCAUCCUUGUUUUUUUCAUUAUGUAGUGUCAUUGUUAAAUAUUUAGUAAAUAUAAAUCCUAUGGAGUUAGCUGCCUUCAGAUUUGUAGGAGUUUUAUUACCAGCAAUUCCAAUUGUUAUAUACAAAGGGGCUCAUCCUUUUCCUAAAGGAAGACGUCUCAUGUUAAUCUUAAGAAGUUUUAUAGGAGCUACGGGGCUAAUGUUAAGCUUUUAUGCUUUUAGACACAUGCCUUUGGCAGAUGCAUCUGUAAUUGUCUUUUCAGUACCAGUAUUUGUAGCAAUAUUUGCCAGAAUAUUUUUAAAAGAGCCAUGUGGUCUGUUCAAUGUAGUUACAAUAUGCUUGACACUCAUAGGUGUUGUAUUGAUUACCCGUCCACCAAUUAUAUUUGGUAAAACUGUGAAUUCUUUGACAGAUAGUAAUAUAGAUACUGAGCAAGAGGAUUUAUGGGGUGCAAUGGCAGCUCUUUCUGCCACCUUAUUUGGGGCUAAUGCAUAUGUCCUUUUAAGGGCUUUGAAAGGGCUGCACUUCUCUGUUAUAAUGACCAAUUUUGGAUCUUUUGCUUUAGUUCAAACUGUUUUAGUUUCUUGGGCUAUUGGAGCUUUGUGCUUGCCUCAAUGCGGAAAAGAAAGAUUGUUAAUAGUUGCUCUAGCUCUUUUUAGUUUUGGAGGACAAAUACUAUUAACAUUGGCACUUCAGAUGGAACAGGCUGGGCCAGUCGCCAUUGCCAGGUCAGCAGAUAUUGUUUUUGCAUUUUUUUGGGAAAUACUAUUUUUCAAUGAAAUACCAAAUAAAUUUUCAAUUGGUGGAGCAAUUCUUGUCACAAGUUCAGUAUUGCUCACAGGAUUGAGAAAAUGGGCUAUUUCUCUACCAGAGACUUCUAGUGUCAAAAAAUCGUUGGGUUUUCUCACCCUCUAGUGACCUUAAAAGUAUUGAUUAAACUGUAAUACUAAAAUAAGAUAACUUGUAUAAGUUAGUUGGCCAUAUAACUUAUGCACUUUUAUAGAAUCAAAUUAAUUAAAACGAUUUUGUACAAAAGUAUAGAAUGCUUAAAAAUACAUUGCAUUAUCAAAAAAAGCACAUAGAACUGGCAAUAGAAUCGGGCAUAUGCCAAAGACUAGGUAAAAAUGAAAAUUUUCAAAUUUUAAUCAUGCGAUUUUUAUUCAAGAUUUUUCAAAAUUGAAAGUGGUUUCAUAUUAAUGUUCUCUUGAAGAUGCUUAAUUUUUUGUACUGAAAAAUACUGAAUAUAAAUUUCAAAGAAAACUUGAAAAUUUUUGCUUUUAUUUUAAAUAAAGACGUCGCUCUUAAAAAAAAUUAAAAAAUCAAUUAAAAUACUAACGCACAUUAUGAAAAGCAAUAUUUGAGUUAAUUUACAAUCUAUUGUAAAUUUAUAAUUUUGGAAAAUAAGUGUCAUUUUGCUAAAAAUAGACCAUUCAAAUAUUUUCUAGCGUUUGGUUUAGUAUCAAAAAAUGUAUACAAAUUCCAUUCUCAAAUUAUACAAAUUUUCCGUAAGAUACCUCGUAUCACGAUGGUUUUCAAAAACAAAAUUGUCACACAGACGCGACUGAUAUCACUUGAAAAACGCUCAUCCUUUUUAUCUUUAUUUUACGAACAUGACAGCAAACGAAUUUAUGUUAAUUAUACUGGUAGUGUUCAAUUAAUACUUUUCAUUAAAUUAGAAGCUUAGCUUGAAAAAUUGUAGCAAACAAAUAUUGAUGUAUUAAAUGGUGGUCCAUAUGUAUAGUUAAAAUGGUGCAGCGAUCUUGUUUUAAGCCUAUAGAUGAAUUAAGACUUUGUACUGAAUCAAUGAAACUCAUUGUGCAUUUAUGUAUUAUGAAACUCUUAUUUUAUUGUUCAUGACGAUAAAUAAAUUUU
Trichogramma pretiosum is the source of this 2383-nucleotide messenger RNA. Its product is annotated as solute carrier family 35 member G1. The transcript is spliced from 4 exons. The coding region runs from base 380 to 1426 and encodes 348 amino acids. The record is from RefSeq and is a predicted model, not a curated record. Gene Ontology annotation, cellular component: membrane. Lineage: Eukaryota; Metazoa; Arthropoda; Insecta; Hymenoptera; Trichogrammatidae.